This is a messenger RNA of Naegleria lovaniensis, 1662 nucleotides long. RefSeq lists its product as uncharacterized. The transcript has 3 exons. Bases 1 to 1662 code for a protein of 553 amino acids. The record is from RefSeq and is a predicted model, not a curated record. Gene Ontology annotation, molecular function: protein binding. Lineage: Eukaryota; Heterolobosea; Eutetramitea; Acrasida; Naegleriidae.
AUGAAUCAUCAACCCCAUCGUUUAUCACCCUUCAGUAAUUUUGUGGAUAACAGCAACGAUAAUACAAGCCAAACGAUCAUCAUUCCUGAAACGAAUGAACUUUAUCAACCAAUUUUCUACCCCAGUACUCAUAAAUCGCGUCGGGAUGGUUCAUCAUUGAAACCACACGCCGAUUUUUAUGUCGAUCAGGUGAAACAAAUUUUGUUAGAAGGACCAACCAUCAAUCGAGAGAAAUCCAAAACAUUGGAUUUUAGCGAUCCAUCUUCCGAAGGACUUUGGAACAGAUCACACACUUUUCAAUUUACUCAUGAUGAUUAUUUGUAUAUAUUUAUAGGUGCUCAUGCAUGGCAUCAUUAUUAUCGAUCGAUCAAAGAUGAUUGUUUAUUUAGAAUUUCAUUAUCCGAUAUUGAUCAUUUAUACGAAGGAAUUGAUUCUGUUGCUGUAGAAGAAAUUUCAACCUCUGGAAAUGCACCCAUUGGUGGCAGAAUAUUUCCUGGAGUUUAUUUUGAUGAGGAAUUACUCGAAGUUUUCAUGCAUGGUGGUUUAAAACAAGGUCGAAAUUUGACCAAUGAAGUCUUUUCGUUGAACAUGAAAACAUUGGAAUGGAAACAAUAUGAACCCAUCAAUCGAUCUGGAUCAAAUAUAUUUCCUUUCCUUGAAGGUCACACCAUUAUCAAGAGAGGUAAAGACGAAUAUUAUUCCUAUGGUGGACAUGGAGGCAAUUUAAUUUUCACAAACUCUUUUUACAGAAUGAGUCGAAUAGGAGAUAAUACUAUGCAUUUCACAAAUAUGAAACAUGAAAAUAUGAUUGGAUAUGACCAAGUGACAUUUCCAGUUGCAUAUCACCAAGCUGUAUAUUUCAAAAAACAUGAUGUUAUGAUCGUAAUUGGUGGAAAGAUGAGAAGUGGUGAAAAUGCACCUUUAAGCAAUGAUUUACUGUUCUACUAUUUCAAAUCAAAAACAUGGAUGAUUCUUGAAACACAUGUCCGACCCUCUAGAGACCCUUGCCCAUUACUAAAGGAUCGAAAAGUUCCACCCAAUCAUUUGAAAAUACUCAACAGAACACCAUGGAUCAAAACAGACAAAAUUCGUUCUCAUUGUGCCGCUCAGUUGAGUGAUUCCAAAUUGCUCUACUAUGGAGGUACAUGUCACACACGUGAUCAUGCAGACGAUUUUCCUCAUGAAAUAUUCAUUUUUGAUAUUGAUGAGCUGAGAUGGGAAGUUAACGAGUCACUUUCCAGUUAUGAUUCACAAGUUGAAUAUCUUGUAAAUACCAAGUUCUCGAAAAGCUUGUCGGAAGAAGCAUGUUUGGAAGGCAUGAACAAUAUGUUUCGAGGAGUUCAUCAAAACAAUUCUUCAACAACCCUCACUAACAACAACCCAUACGAACUCAAUGAGAAUGAAUUUGACGAAGCGUUUGUUGGACGAAACUACUUCUCCAUGAAUUAUGAUCGUAAAAGAAAUAAGGUCUAUAUUUUCGGUGGAUCUAUUUGCUCGCGGACAGGCCGUACACGACAAUGGGAGAGUUCAUCCCUCAUUGUUUUCCAUUGUAAUCUAAGACCAUCCAUGUUCAAACUCUUUCCAAAUACGAGUAAGAUCUUACAAAGCACGGAACAAGGAGGAGCAUUUACUGACAUUUCCAUUCGCACUUUGUCUCAUUAG